AUUUUGGCCUUGAGAUUUUUCAAGGCUACGCAUCGGUGGGCUAUACGAAUUUUCUGCAAUUAUAGUUAGUGCAAAAUGUAUGGAAAUGAAGGGAUGGAAAGGCUUAUCCCUCUUGUUAAUAAGCUUCAAGAUGCCUUUGCUUCCCUAAAUCUUCCGCUGAACCUUGAUUUACCUCAGAUUGCGGUUGUAGGAAGCCAAAGCGCUGGUAAAAGCUCAGUGCUGGAAAACUUUGUGGGGCGUGAUUUCUUACCGAGAGGUAGUGGUAUCGUUACAAGGAGACCGCUUAUUCUUCAGCUGGUACAUGAUAAUUCUGUUGAAUACGGCGAAUUUAUUCACUGUAAAAAUAAAAAGUUCACAGAUUUCGAUGAUAUCCGACGGGAAAUUGAACAGGAAACGGACAGAAUCACGGGCUCUAAUAAGGGUAUCUCAAACAUUCCAAUCAACCUCAGGAUUCAUUCCCCCAGCGUCCUUAAUCUUACGCUCAUUGACCUUCCUGGAAUGACCAAGGUUCCUGUUGGCGAUCAGCCACCGGAUAUCGAGACUCAAAUCCGCAACAUGAUCAUUGAAUUUAUAGAGAGAGAUUCCUGUCUUAUUUUGGCUGUUAGCCCUGCUAAUUCGGACCUCGCUAAUUCCGAUGCCUUAAAACUUGCUAAGGAAUAUGACCCACAGGGUCUGCGUACUAUCGGGGUAUUAACAAAGUUAGAUUUGAUGGAUGAAGGAACGGAUGCACAGGAAAUUCUUGAAAAUAAAUUGCUCCCAUUAAGAAGAGGUUAUAUAGGCGUUGUCAACAGAAGCCAGCGAGAUAUAGAUGGACGCAAAGAUAUCACUGCUGCUUUGGAAGCCGAACGUAGAUUUUUCCUUUCACAUCCCAGUUAUCGUCAUAUGGCUGAUCGUAUGGGAACUCCUUAUCUCCAACGUAUACUUAAUCAACAACUAACGAAUCAUAUCCGUGAUACUCUGCCGCAUCUACGUAAUCGGUUACAAACCCAACUAAUUAGUUUGGAAAAAGAAGUUUCUGACUUUCGUAAUUAUCGUCCAGAUGAUCCAGCUUACAAAACAAAAGCAUUGCUACAGAUGGUUCAGUCAUUUGAAGCGGAAUUUUCCCAAAAUAUUAGUGGGCAUGUAGCCGACGUUAAUACACAAAUACUGUCUGGAGGCGCUGAGAUUAAUCGCGUGUUUCAUGAACGUUUUAGAUAUGAUUUACUCAAGAUUGAAUUUGAUGAAAAAACUCUGCGUAAAGAAAUUGCUGUUGCUAUUCAAAAUAUUCAUGGUGUCAGGCCUGGAUUGUUUACACCUGAUAUGGCAUUUGAUGCUACAGUACGAAAACAGAUUGAAAAACUUCGAAUUCCAUCAUUAAAAUGCGUUGACAUGGUUGUAUCUAAAUUGACCGAUGUUUUGCAACAGUGUAGUGAUAAGGUAGGACGAUUUCCACGGCUUCGUGAAGAAAUUGAACGUGUUGUCAAUAUGCGGGUUCGUGAAUUAGAGAUAGCUACUAAACAACAAAUUCAAACAUUAAUUGAUUUUCAAUUAGCUUAUAUGAAUACAAAUCAUGAAGAUUUUAUCGGUUUUCAAAAUGCUGAACAACGAGCAAAUGAUAGUUCCAAAAGUAAACUUGGCAAUCAAGUAAUCUGUAAAGGGUGGCUUAAUUUGAUCAAUCCAAGUCUAUUACGUGGUGGUAGUCGUUACUGUUGGUUUGUAUUAACUACGGAUACAUUGACUUGGUACAAAGAUGAUGAAGAACGUGAGAGACGAUUUGUUCUUCCUUUAGAUGGAUUAAAACAACGUAGCGGUGAUACAGGAUUCUUUUCAAAACGACCAACCUUUGUUCUUCAUCAUCCAGAUCCUAAAGUUAAUUUAUACAAAGAUCACAAAACUUUAGAUUUAUCUGCAGAUACAGAAGAAGCGGUGGAGGCUUGGAAAGCUGCUUUAGUUCGUGCUGGAGUGUUUCAUGAUCCAUCUGGAAAACCAGAUGAACAGACUGAUGAUGGUGAUUCGAAUAAAAUAGCAACUGAUCCUAAACUUGAAAGACAAGUAGAAAUUAUACGUAAUUUAGUUGACUCCUAUAUGAAAAUCGUUACUAAAACACAACGUGACAUGGUUCCGAAAAUAGUUAUGCAUCAGUUAAUUAAUGAGAUCAAGACUUUUCUGAAAGGCGAUCUCUUGCCCAAAUUAUAUUCACAAGACCCCAACAAUCUUAUGGAAGAGUCAUCCGCUGAGAAAAAGCAUCGUGAAGAAAUUAUACGUAUGUAUGAUUCAAUACGUGAGGCGUUAUCUGUUAUAUCAGAUGUCAUAGCUAAUACACAUAGUGUCCCAUUACCUCCACCUGUCAGUGAUGACUGGAUUGAGACAGAGUCAUCUACUGGAUCAAGUAACACUCGUCGACCUCUUCCUUCUAGUAAUGCAUCUCAUUCCGGUCAUUACAGUACUAGUACAACGCAAAGACCUUUAAGUCCUAAUAAUAUCACAUCAAAUUCCAAUCGUCCCAUACCUUCAAGACCAGCACCAAAUUUACCUAUACGUCAUACUUUGAAUCCCCCAACAAUUGUAACUACAGCCCCUGGUCAACUUCCUGCUCCACUUCUUCCUCAACGAAUGCCACAAUUCAAUAAUGGUCUUUCUCAAAGUGCAAGUACUGGUAACCUCCCAGGUACUAUAUCUUCCGGUGGUAUUGGUGGAAAUACAUUUAUGACGACUAACCCAUCGAAUGGUUCAACACUAAAUACUACUUAUUCUACUACUAAUGCACCAUGGGUUUCAUUUGAUCCUCUUUUUAAUCAAUCCCAAUCAAGUGCAAUAGCACCACCGAUUCCACCACCGAAAUUAACAUCUUUAUCUGGUAAUCUUGGUCAUCCAAGUAUACCAGAGUGAGUUUCAGUGUAUUGUGUUGAUAUUUGACUUCCAGUUUAUGUUUUGAUUGUUAUUUUUUAUUAAUAAUAAUGCUGUAUAACUUUCAUUUAUUUUAGCUUAAUAACUGAUAUAAAGCAGUUUUUGUUAAUUUCGUUUGAUUUCGAAAAUUAAAUAUAGUUCAGUCACAAUAACAUAAAUACAGUAAUAUUUAAUGUCACAUGUGGCUCCAUGCUAACAACAUUUAUAUAAGCUGACGUCACUUAAAAUGCUACAAAACGUAACAUACGUUGGAGAUUUGUUAUAACAUUGUACGUAGUCAGUACAUUGAAUCAUUUUAAGGGUCGAACCAGUAGUCUUUAGGUCAUUUUCUAGACCAGUAGCGUGUUCAUACUUAAUGUUGCUAACAUGGUUCAGUUUGAUACUUAAAAUAGAUUUAUCAUGGGACUGGCUGUUUAUAAUAAAAAUAAUAAAAGGAACAAUGAGUUUCCCCUUACUAAAUUUUUAUUGACAUUAUACUAACUGUUCAUUAAAUUCUGCUUAAAAUUAACUGAGCCUAUGAAAUAAGUUAUUUUUUCCCGAAAUUUACGAUUUACAUUUCUUGCAUUCAUGUCAAUCCUUCAGUUCAAGAGCUUACACUGUCUGUGGUAAUAUAUAUAUUCAUCAUGUCUAGAUAUGUAUGCUCACGAAGUUAUCUAAGUGGUCAGAUUGUGAACUUGAAAAUUAUUUGUUAAAUACCUACUACAUAAAUGAUCUUUUAUUUGAAAUUUAACCUAAUAUUUUCAAUGUUAUCACUUGAUGGUGUUCCAUAUAAAGUGUAUUAGAUGUUUUUCGAAUAACUCUAUGUCUAACCCUGUACAUGAAUAGAACUUUGUUGAUAUGGUUCUUCAAAGUAUAGAUGUCAAAUCGUUUAACUUAAUCGUUCUCAUCUCAUUGAUUAUAGUCAUUGAUUAUAAUCGAUCUAUACAGUUCUCUAUUCAUUCACAAAUACGUUAUCCACCUAAGAAAUUAUUUUCAUGUUCAACUAUGUUCGUCUUUUCUUAAUUUGAUUCUGAUAAGUUCGUUUGGUUUCGAACUAUUUAUACUGUCACUAAUCUAUCUAUUCAUUGGAUACAAAUCUGAUGCAUUAUAUAUAUUAAAGUAUAAGUUGGUUAUAAAUGUAUUGUACGCAAUUUGUUUUACUUCUAUUCAAAGUUUUUCCUGUAUUUUUUCCUACUUACAUUUUUAUUGAAUCUAGACGUCCAGGUAAUAUUGGUAUGCCACGCAUUCCUCCUCGACCAACUUCAUGAAACAGUGUGUUGUUUAUUUAUUUAUUCUAAUUUAUGCAUAUAGUUUACGGAUUUAUACAUACAAAUUUCAAAAUGAUUUCCUCUGGAUUAUUUUUUCCCCUCAUUUUCAUAAACCAAUUUUUCAAAUGAUAUUAUAUGUACUUUACUGUUUUCUACCCAGGCGUUUGUAUGGUGAUGUGUAUCAUGUUUUCACUGUUUAACAAGUAAAUGAAAAUUUCAUUCAUUUCCUGGUUUAUUUAUUUUAUCAUUGUUGAUUCCUAUUGUUGUUACAAUGCACUUUUAUCAUAGAGCCAAAAAUAUCCAACACAAAGGUAUUCGUUGGUCGAUCUCUCUUUCUGCACGUAUUUCGCUCAUUCUCUCUUUUAUAUUCACUUCAAUGAAAAGUCAUACAUUUAGGUGUCUCUUAACGCUCAAAAUAUUAUUCAUACAAUUACAUAUGUAUCUGAUAUCUCUUCAGUUGCCUGUAUAUCAUCUUUAUUUUUUUCAAAGAUCUCACGGGUUCUGUCACUUUCUUCCAGUACAUAAUUUCAUUUUUGUGUAUGUGUGUGUUGUUUGCUUGCAUAAUUUCUAUUUUAAUAUUUAUUUCCGUUUUUUAUUUCGUACGUUAAUGGUUUCGCUCAGUUUUAUAUACUACUACUUACGCCUGCUACCCUUCAUGGAGGAGCAUAAGCUGCCCACCAGCAUUCUCCAUAGUACCACUAUAUAUUCCGUAUAUUCGUCCGACAUAUAUAUGUAUCCUUAGUAUCGGUUAGUUUUCUGGGUGGUCAAUUGAUUGGAUUUUCUCCGUCAUUUUCGAUGAAAUAGAUAUUCUCCGAGAUUUUUAUUCAUUCUUCAACAGUAAAUUCCUGGUUCUUUGGUCACGAUUAAUGUAUUAAAUGCAGUGAGAUUUCUCCCUACCUACUGUUCAUUCCGACCAACCUUUCGUUUAAAGAGAAUAAUAAAACACUUGAUAUUGCUGUCGUCUUUACUUACUUCUUUGAUAACGUUUGUUUAAUCAAAAUUAGACAAAAUGGUAAAGUUAGUAGUAUUUUGCCAGUCAGAUUCUAUAUCAACUUGAUUGACUUUUUUCGUGUCAAUUCACUUCAGUUAAUUCAGUUUGUUCUAAUUAUAGAUGCUUCUAGUUUAUUUCAAUGACUUUUUUAAUGGUCACCUAACUAUUGAAGUGAAGUUUUCUUUGAAAAACUUAAUUUUUUUUAUGCAAUUGAAAUAGCCUUUUAUUCUUUGACCAAAAUCAUUUAAUGGCUUCUUAUACGUCAAUGUGUGAAUACUUCGUCGUCUACGUCUCUCUUCCUCUCUCUGAAAAAUAAUUAUUGUCUAAUUAUUUUAUCAAAUAUUUUACUUCUCUUUCUAAUGAAUUAAGUUUUAUUCGUUCAUUUGAACAGUUUGAAUUUUUAUUUAAGAAUAUAAAUAUCCUUACUGCUUUUCUAUAAAAGAUUAAAUCUAUAUUGUUUAUAUAUGAUGAAUUAAAAUGCAAAAUCAGUUUCUUU
Schistosoma rodhaini is the source of this 5620-nucleotide messenger RNA. The record is from the annotation of a GenBank genome assembly. Lineage: Eukaryota; Metazoa; Platyhelminthes; Trematoda; Strigeidida; Schistosomatidae.